CUCUAAAUCCCGCGAAAUUUAUGAAGUUGUCACUUACAGUACAUCCUAAAAAGACAUAACAGAUUACAAGAUAAAGUACAUGCCAAUGGUCACAAAGACUGUUGUGAUUAGUGAAACGUUGGCACAAAAGGCGUAAUGAAAAUGUCAUGAAUUAAUUAAGGGGACAGCCCUUUAUCAUGCUUCAGUAAACAUAAAGCUGUUUUUAGGCGGCAACAUAGCUUUUCAAAAGAAGAUUGGACAAACUAAACGAGGAAGACAUAGUUUUGUAUCCUGUCAAAAGCAAGCUUGACCCCUGAAAGAAGUCUCUUAGGAUUCUCUAAGUCUCACGGAAGUUAUACAGAGUUACAGUCAGUAAGAUAGUAAAGUGAUAAAAUCAUUGUAAAUUAAAAGAUGGCUGAUCAGGAAGGGUCUGAGCCUAUGGUGGAACAGGAUAAUGUAGAUAAGAAGCCUAAAAAGAAGUCCAGAUUUCUCAGGCUUAAACCUCGUAAAGUCAGGAAGAGAGUAAAAAAGUUAGGAACCUGGGGUAGAGACAAUCUGCUAUUAACGUUGACAAUAGCCAGUGUAUUUGCAGGACUAAUUCUAGGGUUUAGUUUACGGGUAGCAGAACCUUCUGAGCAAGCCAUCCUACUUAUAUCAUUCCCAGGAGAUGUGUUGAUGAGGAUGUUAAAGUUAAUGAUUCUUCCCUUGAUUACCUCUUGUAUGAUAACAGGUUUGGCUUCCAUUGAUGCAAACACUAGUGGUAAAAUGGGUCUCAGAGCCAUAUUGUAUUAUUUUGGAACUACUUUUUGUGCCAUUAUAUUGGGAAUAGUCCUCGUAACAGCUAUUCACCCUGGUGAUGAAAAAUUAAGACCAAAAGACUUAGGAGACGGUAAAGGUGAUGACAGAGUUAGUUCCAUUGAUGCAUUCCUUGAUCUCAUAAGGAACGUAUUCCCAACUAAUAUAGUACAAGCUUGCUUUGCUCAUGUCAGGACAGAAUAUAAAGAUGUGGUCAAGUUUCAUGAAAUAGACAAGAAGAUAUUGACAUCAGAUUAUGAUGCUUUGAAUUUGUCAUCUAACGACGUCAACAAGACACUUGCUCUGAUGCUGAAUGCUAAAGUAGUAAACAUUAGCCAAUACAACAUGUCAGAUAAUUACAACUACACAUUUAUCAAAAUGAAAGUACCAUACAACAAAACUAUUCAGGAAUAUCCUUUUAGCAAUGGCAUCAAUGUGUUAGGUAUAAUAGCCUUUUUCACUGCCUUUGGAAUGAUGCUCAGUCAGAUGGGAGAGGAGGCACAAUUGAUGAUAAACUUCUUCACUAUACUCAAUGAGAUUAUCAUGAGAAUGGUUACUAUAGUAAUGUGGUAUUCUCCAGUGGGUAUCAUGUUCUUAGUUGCGGGUAAAAUUUUAUCUCUAGAAGACCCUGGCGCUGUUGGUGAGAGACUGGGGAUGUAUAUGGUGACUGUGUUAACAGGAUUGUUUAUACAUGCCCUCAUUACUCUACCCACCAUUUAUUUCUUCUUUACGAGGAAGAAUCCAUUUAUAUUGUUCAAGGGAAUAAUGCAAGCCUUUGUCACAGCUUUGGGAACUGGUUCCAGCUCUGCUACACUGCCAGUUACAUUCCGUUGUUUAGAGGAAAACUUGAAAGUUGAUCGUCGUGUGACACGUUUCAUUUUGCCAAUUGGUGCCACUAUCAACAUGGAUGGCACAGCCUUGUAUGAAGCAGUGGCACCUAUAUUUAUUGCCCAGAUGAAUGGCAUUGAUCUCUCUUUUGGACAAAUCAUAAUUGUCAGCUUGACAGCCACUUGUGCCAGUAUUGGUGCUGCUAGUAUUCCUAGUGCUGGACUGGUUACCAUGUUGAUGGUUCUGACAGCUGUCAACUUACCUACUGAGGAUAUCAGCCUCAUUCUGGCUGUUGACUGGUUUCUAGACAGAAUUAGAACAGCCAUCAAUGUUUUAGGAGACAGCUAUGGUGCAGGAAUUGUAGCUCACUUAUCUCAAGCCGAGCUGGCAGCCGAUGUUAAUCAUGUACCAGACAUGAACAUGGAACUGAACAUCAUCGAGGACGGAGAGAAGGAACCCAAAGACAAUUCAGACAAUUCUGACAACGACAAUGAUGAUAAUGAUCCAAAAGAUCCAGAUAAUGGCGGAGAAACCAUUUAUCCUAAUAUAAGUUAAUGAUUUCUAGUAGUAAAUGUGUAUAUUUUUUGUACAUUUUAUCAAUUGGAGGUGCUCUUCAUUUCAUGAGUCAUGCCAUGUUUUAAGAAUUAUGUCUAUCUUUUUAAAUUUCUGUAGAGGAAUAAGAAAAUAUUUUUGUACCAAAGAAAUAUAGCAUACAUUUUUAAUGUGACUAGAAUUUUUUUCAGAUGGGAGACAACUCCAAAUUAUCUUUUUUUUUUAAAGAUGUUUAAAAGUAUGAUGUACAAAAACUUUUUAAGUCAAUAAAUUUUUGAUUAAAUAUUUGAGAUAUCUUAAUUGGCUCUUAAAUGAAUCGGUUCAUAUUUUCAAUGGGCAAAUAACAGAACAAGCAAAGAGUAGUUUACACCAAUGUUCAUUGUAAAAAGGAGAAAAAAAAAACUAAAAAACAAAUGGCAUGUUAUAGCCUUGAAGUUUUAUUUGAUAUUUUGAAUUUUGCUUUUAAUAUUUAGUUAUAUUUUCUUUACCUUGACGGCUAUAUCAAGUUUUUCAUUAAUCCAUUUAGACUGUAUAUAAAAUUUGAUAUAUUCUGUAAGUUAACUUCUUGUAAAUAAACAAGUAGUUAUCUCAUUAGUAGCUUGUGUAGACAUAUAUUUAUGUCUACUGAUUAAUAAAUUUACAACUUAUUGCUAUUUGUCCCCCAUUACUCCAGAUUUUGACGUCAUUAUACAAAAUAUUGGACGCCACAAUGGAAAAGUGAUUGUUGAAUGACGUCAAUAGUUAUAGGGGGACAGAUUUCCAAAUGGUGAUUAGAUGUAUAAAUAGAAAGCCAAAACAGAUGUAUUCUCGUUAACAGUUGAAUGCAUCGAGGUAAAAUGUAUCCAUGACAUCUGUUGAAUUAAAUCUCCAGGUCUUAUGAAUGUAUUGAAUACAAUUUUGUUAUGGUGCAAUGGAAAGAAUUUUCUUGAUAAUAUCGAAAUAUUUUUUUCUGAGCCUGUGAAAAAUAUUUGACCUAAAAUGCAAGUUUUGUUAAUUUUAAGCAGUAGUUUUUGGGUUGUUUUUGGUGUAAAACUUUAAAUUUUAAAUGGUAGAAGAGCUUGACAAUCCAUAUUUAUAUACAAAUUCACUAGUUUCCAUCUGGCAGAUGACCAUUGUCCAUCACCACACUUUCAUAAUUCAUCACUGCAAAAAAAAAAUUUAUCGAAUCAAUUUUGAUUAUGAGUAAUUGAUCAACUAUACUUGGUAUAUAGAAUGAUAACAAGAUCAUUAAUCACAUGACUAUAAGUUAAUGGUCAAAUAAAUUUUGUGUAAGAAAAUUCUAGUAAGGUGUAUAUGUAUGUGUGACAGGAAUCCUGUGACUCUGGUACAUUACAUUUGCAUGUAAUUGAGGAUUAAAAUUACAUUUGUGCACAGUUAUUUUUUUACAUUUAUGAGCAUUCAUUUUACAGAUAACACCAGGUAGAAAUAAAGAUAACUCAUAAUAAAUGUUGUUAUAUAUAAUUAUUAUUAUAACUAACUGUGACCUCAUUUCAUGGUUCAUUGAUCUUGUUCUUAAAUUUUUGCAAUGAAUUUAUAAUCAGUAAAGCAACAAGAUAGUUCAACAUGUCCAAUCUCCUUUAAAAGUAUAUAAGCAACUCUGGAUCAAACUGCUUUUAAAGUAAUUUUCAGUUUACAACAAAUUGGAAAGAUUACAAAAUCUUCAUAUAUGCUUUCAUCUUAACCUUUAAAAUUAUCAAUUAUUUAUAGCAUUAUACAUAAAUUGUAAAAUAUUUCUGUAAAAAAAUGGUUAGAAAAUCCAAAGUUCAUCCAUCACAAGCCAAGUUGCAUUUAUCAGGUUCUGACAUAUGAAUACAUUUUUUAUAUACUUUUUUUUUAAUGUGUAUUUGUUAUUUACAAAGUAUCCAUUGGUUGUAUAUGUAUAUAGAUUUUAAUACAAUUUCUUAAUAGGAAUUUCAAUGCUGGUCAAAUGUAUAUAAUUUUGUAAAUAGUUGUUUUGCAUAAAUAUGUUUGAAAACAUAACAAACAGAAAAUUGAUGAUCAUGGUUGAAUUUUCUUCACAAGUUGAAGUGGUUAGUAUGAAAUUUGAAUUACAAAAUUUCUAAUUUGUUUCUGAAAUAGACUAAAAGAAAUUAAUUUAUUUUUUUAGAUUUUGAGUAUUUUAAAAGUAAAUAUUAGAAAUUUAAGAAAAUUUUUCAAUAUUUUCAUGUUUGACAAAAAAAAAAGCAAAAACAUUAAGUGCAUCAAUUAUAAUUAAUUUUAAAAUCUGAUACCAUUAUUUGUAUGCUGGAUUUUAGUCAUCAAUUUUGGUGAAAAAUGCAGCAUUGUAAGUAUGGACUGGAUAACAGUUUAGAUUUUAUAGCAUUAAUUGAAUGUGGUUUUACUGAAAUUACCCUUAUUGAUUUAUCAUUGUUGUCUUUUAAUAUACAUAAAAGUAUUAAUAAUUAUAUACAAUAAUUUCUGCGGAGUUACACUAUUUGUGUUUGUAUGUAAAUAGAACUUUUAUUAAUACAUUAAACUGUUGAACCAGUUUGGGAAUCUCAGUGUCAUUUUGUCAUAAUAUGAUGUAUGAAAAAUCAUUUUAUAUUUUUACAUUGGAGACUUUAUUAUAAUAAAGAAUACUUGUCAGAAUAGUUGUGCACUUGUCUUUACAUUGAUUUUUUUUCUUUUUUUCUUUUUGAUAGGGCAUUUAUUCAUUGUAUGAAGAAAUAUAUUCACUGUACACUUUUGUUAGCAAUUUUUAUGUUUAUGAAAUUUCUUUUAACACCGCAAUUUUAGGUUGAAACUGUAAAUUCAUAUUUUUUUAAUUGAUUAUAAAUGUUUUUAAUCAUUGAAAUAACCAUUUUAACCAUCAUUGAAUAGAGCAAUUGUACUGAUGAUAAAUCUUCAGACUACAAUCAUGACAAGCACAAAAUGGCUUGUCUCCCCUUAAUGAGUACAAAUUAUCUCUUUGAGGGAGCUCCUACUGCGAUAAACAAUUGUUAAAGUCAUUUAUUUUUUACAUUUUUCUUCAUUGUGUGUACCCUUUCCAUUUUACCAUUUAUUAUAUAUGCUUGAAAGGUACAAAUUAUAUCAGUAUUUUGAUUGUUAACUAUUAAUGGAAUAAUAACAGAUUAUAGCUGUUUUUGAAACUACUAUUGUCAAUCUAUUUUCAUGUCUAUAAGAACAAACUAGUGUUUUAUUUUUCACUGAGAUUAAGAUGCUUCAUAUUUUUAUCUACAAUUUCUGCAAAAUAGACUCAAAAUGCACAUCAUUGUGACAACCUAGAUUUUUUUUCUAGUUUUCUGACUAUUCUAUUUUAAGAUAUAUUUGGUGUUCGUUGGCAACAUUUCAAGAUAGUACCCUUCUUCAGGAAUAUUUUACAUUGGAGAAAAUAGAAACAUGAUACAGAAUUCUUAGAAGCUAAUUUGAAUUGAAUAAUUAAAAUGAAUUUGAAACUAGAAACUAUCAUUGUAAAUAAAUAUUUAGCUAUUUAGUCUUUAUGUUGUUCCAUUGCCCUAAAAUGUUGUAUCAUACACAAUGUCACCUUGUGACUUAACCUUUUAGAGGUGAUAUGUUUUCAAGUAAUGGUAUGACAGUAAAAUGGAAAUGAUAAUUAUAUGUCUGAUUACAUACAUGUUUGUCCUGUGUUAUAAAAAGGCAAUAUCAUAGAUCUUUGCUUGAUAAAUCAAACCUUUUAAAUAUUAAAUUACUUCAUAAUUUUGUAUUUCUCAUAAAAUAUUAUGAAAAGUAUAUUUCUCUAUUUUUAACUCACACGAUUUAACCUUUGGAAGGCAAGAUAUUUUAUAUUUUAUCAAAUAUAAUAAUUUAAAUUAUUGUUAGGUUAAAACUGUGACAAAACUUGCAUGUAAUAAAAAGUCUUGAAUCAAAAUUUCACAAACAAGAGAACUAUCAGUAGAAAUCAUAUCAGGCAGAGUUUUAUCCAAUGAUAUGUGUUGCUAAAUUUACCCUUUGUUUGCUAAAUGCCAAUCAAUGAAAAUGUGCAUACUUGCAUGUUUUGUACAAUCUAGUAUAUUUUUUUGUACAAUCAUUUAAAAUACUCAACAUUGCUCUGUAAAUGGCUGAAACAAGAAGUAUUAGUCAAUAAGACUAGAUAUCGAAUUUCCUUUUGUAAAAAUUUAACACUAUACCAGGGUUCUUUGUAUUACUGUACCUCCUUUAUGUAGUUUUAAUAUUCAAUAAAAAAAUUCAUA
Mytilus trossulus (common blue mussel) is the source of this 6305-nucleotide messenger RNA. Its product is annotated as excitatory amino acid transporter-like. Gene Ontology annotation, molecular function: glutamate:sodium symporter activity; L-glutamate transmembrane transporter activity; neutral L-amino acid transmembrane transporter activity. Gene Ontology annotation, biological process: L-glutamate transmembrane transport. Lineage: Eukaryota; Metazoa; Mollusca; Bivalvia; Mytilida; Mytilidae. Gene Ontology annotation, cellular component: plasma membrane. Bases 391 to 2157 code for a protein of 588 amino acids. The record is from RefSeq and is a predicted model, not a curated record. The transcript has 13 exons.